Molecule: messenger RNA, 3120 nt
Organism: Scedosporium apiospermum
Lineage: Eukaryota; Fungi; Ascomycota; Sordariomycetes; Microascales; Microascaceae
Product: putative Importin 11
Exons: 2
Coding region: 1-3120 (1039 amino acids)
Biological process (GO): protein import into nucleus
Cellular component (GO): cytosol; nuclear envelope
Molecular function (GO): small GTPase binding
Source: RefSeq, a predicted model, not a curated record
AUGAGCUUUGCUAUCGAAGCUCCGGGUGAAGCACAACCGCUCACGCCGGACGAGCUCUAUGUUGCCCUCCGAGAUGCAGCCUCGUCCUCCACACCGGCUCCCCGAAGGCAGGCGUCCGUAUUCCUCAACAAGAGUUUACCGAUCGAAGUCCGGUUGCUUGCCAUCAUUCAGCUUAAAAAUGGCAUAGACCGCUACUGGAGGCUGUUCAGCCAUGUGAAAGGAGGGUUAACCGACGACGAAAAGGCAGUCAUUCGCUCGAGAUUGUUCCAAGGUACUGUCGACGAGGAAAACAAGGCCCUGGGGCUCCAUAACGCCCUCGCGGUAGCCAAGGUUGUUAGGAUCGACUAUCAGAAACAGUGGCCCGAAGCCCUCCCAAGCUUGAUCGCCCUUCUACGGACUCACAAGCACGGAGACCAACACAAGGUUCACGGAUCCCUCCAGCUCGUUCUGCGGGUUGUCAAGGAGAUGGCCACCGCCCGGUUACGCACCUCUCAGACUGCUCUUCAAGGAAUUACACCUGAGCUUGCACAUAUCCUUGGGGAAAUGUACACGGAAAGGGCGGCUGCCUGGGUUGAUUCUUUGUCAAAGGGCGUCGUGGAUGCGGAGGCUACUGAGCUUGCGAUGCAUAACAGCUUGUUUUGCGUACGCAUCCUUCGACGCUUGUUUACUUCCGGCUACGAAAGUCCCUAUAAGGACGAAACUGUUUCGAAUUUCUGGUCGAUAACCCAGACUCACUUCAGCCAUUUCUUCGGCUACAUUGGCCAGGAGACGAUCCCAGCGACGUAUCGGAACCUCAUUGGCAAGCACUUGCUGCAGUUCUCGAAGCUGCACGUCAAAAUGGCCGAGACACACCCCGCAAGCUUCACAGCUCUUCCCAAUUCUCUACCUCUCAUCCACGCCUAUUGGAACCUUGUAACCAAGUUUGCGGAAGUGUUUGACAAAUCAGCCGGUAUUUCGCAAACUACUACUCAAGGCGGUCAGACGAAAUACGAAGAGGAAGGUCCCCUCCUAGAACGGCUAACUCUUAUGGCGCUUACGCUUCUAAGGACAUGCGCCAGGAUUGCUCACCGUCCCUUCCAGUCGUUUAAGUACAGGACUGAUGAGGAGAAAAAGGAUCGGGAGAAGGCAGUGCAGUUGAUCAAGACUCAGUGGCUAACGAAUGAAUUUGUGACCCAAAUCACCAACGUCCUGAUAACCCGGCUGUUUUUGUUCCGAAAAUCCGACCUGGAUGCCUGGGAACAAGAUCCAGAGGAAUGGGAGCAACGUGAACAGGGCGAGGGAAAUGCUUAUGAAUUCGAGGUUCGGCCAUGCGCGGAAAAGCUAUUCCUCGACUUCCUAACAAGUUAUAAGGAUCUCCUAAUUCCUCCUCUCCUGGGUUACUUCAACGCCUCGACUGAUACCGGUGCUGAUUUGACAACGAAGGAAGCGGUCUAUACAGCCAUGGGCUUGGCUGCCGCCCACCUCGCUACCUAUUUCCAGAGCAAGCUGUCUGAGUCGGGCGGACAGGGAGUACAGAAUAUCGACUUUGACAGUUUUCUUGAGACAACAUUGGUCAGGGAUGCGCAAGAGCAGGGUCCGCUAGCCAAAGUUCUUCGUCGUCGUAUUGCCAUUCUACUCAGCCAAUGGAUCACGGUGGAGAGCACGGAGAGAAAUCGGCCCAUCAUUUAUCAACUGUUUACACAUUUCAUGAACCCCAACGAUGAGUGUAACGACAUGGUUGUGCGGAUCACGGCGGCUAGACAACUUCGCUGGGUGGUUGAUGAAAUGGACUUCGACGUGGAGAAGUUCCUACCGUUUGCAACGGACGUCAUGACGCAGCUGGCUGAAUUAGUGACGACCAUUGACGUUGACGAGUCGAAGUUGGCAAUCCUAGAGACGAUGAGGCUUCUCGUGACGAGAAUGGAAAGCCAUGCGGCGCACUUCGGGGACUUCCUCAUGUCCGCGUUACCGCAGAUCUGGGAGGCGUCUGGAACCGAGGAAUUCAUGAUCAAGCAGGCCGUCAUUGCCAUCUUCAGUGCUCUAGUUAUGUCCAUGGGGCCGGGAUCGCAAAGAUAUCAACACCACAUGCUCCCUCUGAUUGCCGAGUCAGCGAGUCCAGGAUCCGGUCUCCACGGACAUCUCAUCGACGAGUCGCUCGACCUCUGGAAUUCCGUUGUCAUGCAAAGUAACCCUCCUUUGUCGGCAGAGCUGGUCAAUAUUUACGAGUUGGCGAUACCUCUGCUCGAGUACGAGACGGAAACUGCAUCGGCAUCCCUUAACCUCAUCGAGUCAUAUAUUCUCAUGGCACCUCAGGCUAUUCUAGAAGACCGCUUCCGACGACCUACGUUAGCGGGUCUAGGAGAGCUAUUAAAGUCUCACAGCCGGGACAGGGUUCGCCAGGCUACAGAAUGUAUCGAGUACAUUAUCCGCUCGGCGACAGAAUUCGGAGGCGUAAGCGGAGUAACGGUGGUGCUACAGGACUUGAUCGAGAUUGGACUUCUUCGAUCAAUCCUGGAGAGCCUACACGAUGCAUGGGAGGCACACCAGACGACUGGUCCUAACAGGAGGGUCAGCAAGCUCAACACGGUUACCGAGGGAGACUAUUUCGCGAUUUUAUCCCGUCUAGCGCUGGCGGAGCCCAACGCUUUUGCUCAAAUGCUUGGGUCGUUUGGGCCUUUCGAAGCAGUGUGGAACUGGCUCAUCGGUGAAUGGUUCUCCCACCUAGCCGCCAUGGAUUUUGCAGCUCGACAAAAGCUCUACCUUUUGGGGCUCACACGAUUCCUUGAACUCGGAGAGCCGGUGCAAACCCUUGUGCUCAACAAGCUCCAAGACUACCUGACAAUGUGGACCAACAUCAUCUCGGAUAUCCAAGAUGGCGAUGUCACGGAUACUCUGAUUUGCACGGAGCUGCCGCCGGAGGAGUGGCAUUGUCCCAAGAACACGAGGGAGAACGAGCUGAUGCUGAAGGAUCCCGUGUAUAGCGUGCACGCGUUCGAGUUCGUCAAGGCCAGGAUCGGGGAUCUGGUGCAGCGGGUUGGUGGGGAGCAGAAGUUCCAGGAGGAAUGGGCCGUCAACGUGGAUAAGGAUGUUCUGGAUAAGUUUCAGCAACUUACGCAGCUUAUGGCCAGCCAAGGGAAAUGA